UCACCUGUGAAGCAAUCUUCUGAGAGACGGCCGAAUGCCCCGGCCCCUGGUUGCCUAUAAAUGCUGGGCCUGCGCUGCUCUCUCAAACGUUCUGUGCAGCUCCUUGGCUUUGCGGUAGGAAACGUUAAGGAAGCUUUACGCAGAAUUCAAGAAAGAUGGCGAGAGAACAGUCGCAGCUGGAACGCGCCAUAGAGACGGUGAUCAACACCUUCCACCACUACUCUGUGCGGCAGCAGCCACCAGACAGCCUGAGCCAGAAAGAAUUCAAACAGCUGGUGAAAAAAGAUCUGCAAAACUUCCUCAAGAAGGAGAAAAGGAAUGACAAGGCCAUAGAGCACAUCAUGGAGGACCUGGACACAAACGUGGACAAACAGCUGUCCUUUGAGGAGUUCAUUGUCCUGAUGGCACGACUGACCGAAGCUUCCCACGAGGAGAUGCACAAGAAUGCCCAGCACCCCAUUGACCCAGGCCACGAGCAUGGGCCAGGCCUUGGGGAGGGUACUCAGGGUCAGGGCCAUGGCCACAGCCACGGCCACGGCCAUGGCCACAGCCAUGGGCCAGGCCUUGGAGAGGGUGGCCAUGGCCAUGGCCACAGCCACGGGCAUGGCCACGGCCACUAAUCAGGAGGCCAGGCCACCCUGUGCUGCCCAACCAGAGCCCUGGGAGCUAUUGUGCCAAACUGCCUUGGCUGUGGGGCUGGGGCUGGGGGAAAAUAAAGUUCUCCUCCAUACCAG
This is a messenger RNA of Microcebus murinus (gray mouse lemur), 734 nucleotides long. RefSeq names its product S100 calcium binding protein A9 (gene S100A9). Gene Ontology annotation, biological process: antimicrobial humoral immune response mediated by antimicrobial peptide; peptidyl-cysteine S-nitrosylation; neutrophil chemotaxis. The record is from RefSeq and is a predicted model, not a curated record. Gene Ontology annotation, molecular function: calcium-dependent protein binding; calcium ion binding. Lineage: Eukaryota; Metazoa; Chordata; Mammalia; Primates; Cheirogaleidae. Gene Ontology annotation, cellular component: cytoplasm; nucleus; extracellular exosome.